AGCGGUUCUCCCACGUGACCAUGGCGAGCGAGGCGUUGCCAAGUGGAAGUGACGUCACGACGCUACGUUCGUGUUCACCACAGGAGAUACGAAUACGAGGCCUGUGACAAGCUCCUGCGACGGAGGUCCGCUGUUAAAAUCCACCUCCAUCUUCCUUAUCCUUGGGGAUAACGAUGACCAAACCGACAAGAGCAUAAUCUACAGACUCUAAGAUUUCGCCUGAUCACAAUAUUGUGAUAUUUCGGACUUAAAUAUAUUAGAAAAGGAAUGGUGAAAAGUGAACUCCGUCGGAAGAAUCCGAAUUCUCCUCAGGGAUUCGGGGGGGUUGGGGUCGCAUAAAGAUAUAUAGGAUCGCAACAGUUAAACAACGCGGAAAAAAAUUUAAGGUAAACACGAAUUUAAAGGCCGACAGUAUCUGGUUUUAUAGAAAUUAGCUGAAAUACAACCAAGGGACUCGUUCGAGAGACACCAAUAAACACAGCGAUGGAGCUACGAGUUGGAAACAGAUACAGACUGGGUAGAAAAAUUGGAAGUGGAUCAUUUGGAGACAUUUAUCUGGGCACAGACAUUUCAGUUGGAGAGGAAGUGGCCAUCAAACUGGAAUGUGUGAAGACAAAGCACCCACAGCUCCACAUUGAGAGCAAGAUAUACAAGAUGAUGCAGGGUGGAGUUGGCAUUCCUACUAUAAAGUGGUGUGGUGCAGAAGGAGAUUAUAACGUGAUGGUGAUGGAGUUGCUCGGCCCCAGUCUGGAGGAUCUCUUCAAUUUCUGCUCCAGGAAGUUCAGCCUGAAGACUGUCCUGCUGUUGGCUGAUCAGAUGAUUAGCCGCAUUGAGUACAUCCACUCCAAGAACUUCAUUCACAGAGAUGUGAAGCCUGAUAACUUUCUGAUGGGCUUGGGAAAGAAAGGCAACCUGGUCUACAUCAUUGACUUUGGUCUGGCCAAGAAAUACCGUGAUGCACGAACACACCAGCACAUUCCCUAUCGUGAGAACAAGAACCUGACGGGCACUGCGCGUUACGCAUCCAUCAACACACAUCUUGGCAUUGAGCAGUCUCGGCGGGAUGACCUGGAGUCUCUCGGUUAUGUGCUGAUGUACUUCAACUUGGGCUCUCUGCCUUGGCAAGGACUGAAAGCCGCCACCAAGAGACAGAAGUAUGAGCGUAUCAGUGAAAAGAAGAUGUCCACCCCCAUUGAAGUUCUCUGCAAGGGCUACCCAUCUGAAUUUGCUACGUACCUCAACUUUUGCCGAUCACUGCGAUUUGAUGACAAGCCAGACUAUUCAUACUUGAGGCAACUCUUCAGGAAUCUGUUCCACAGACAGGGCUUUUCCUAUGACUACGUGUUUGACUGGAACAUGCUCAAAUUUGGUGCCAACCGUACAGCAGAGGAGGUGGAACGUGAGAGGAGAGAGCGAGACGAGCGGAUGAGGCACAGCAGGAAUCCUGCAGCUCGAGGGAUUCCAGCAGCCUCAGGCAGACCCCGCCCCACACAGGACGGAGCUCCUGCCACACCCCUCACCCCCACCUCUCACACAGCAAACACAUCCUCACCGAGACCGGUCACUGGCAUGGAGCGCGAACGGAAGGUCAGCAUGCGGCUUCAUCGUGGCGCCCCAGUGAACGUGUCGUCCUCAGACCUGACGGGGCGACAAGACACCUCCCGCAUGUCCACAUCACAGAAUAGCAUUCCCUUCGAUCACCACGGCAAGUAGUUGAUGGUCACAUCCUUGUGUGAAGGCAGGUGCACCAGAUUGUCUCCAUGUCCCAGAAGCCUCCACUUUGCAAUAUGGAGCACGAUGGGCAACCUAACUACACACAGCUGAUUGACCACUCUCCACCAUCAGCUAAUAGAUAGGGCGUCAGUCUCUUUCUUCUAUUGACCAAACCAAAAUGGUGUAGAACCAACCUGACCUCUUUGCUUACAGGCUCUCUCUCCUCUUCUUCUUAUUUCAUUUUCUCAUAUUUUCUCCCCCACUCUCUUUAAAUGUUCUCGUGGACAUGAGAGCUACAGCCUGUUGCGAAUUCACACCAGUGGGUUGACCAAUCAGAGACUGGAUCAGCCAGACACACCAUUGUCCUCAUCUGCUUCCUUCCUUCACAGUUCCACUCUUACACAUUCAGUGCUGCACAACUUUCUCUGGUUCAGGCUCCUCGCGAUUGAGGCUAAUGUAUCGUCUGUGUGGUUUAAAUGGGUCUUUUUGUUUCUUUGUAUACUGAAUUUUCUUCUGUAUUUUAACCUGGGCAACAGACGAGUCCGUCUGGUGGCGUUAUGGGUUUACUUAGUUUUUUUUUUUAUUUACUCUGUAUUUAUUUUUUAAUAUACAUUUUAAUAACCCUCUGUAGCUGGUGAGGUUCCUUUCCCACGGUGAAGCUGGUGGUAUAGAGUGGACUUGACCACAAAGGGGCCAGAAUCUCAGCAUACAUCGCUCAUAGCAAACUGACUCCACAGCGUGGUUUUCACUCGUACAUGUCCUCACAGAGGGACCCUAUGAACCUCGCCGUUUGUCUGCUAUAUUGAUCUCUUUAACUGUACAAUACUGCCUCCCCCAUUAUUUUGUCUCUUCUGUUUCUAAGCUGUGAAAUAACUAAAAUAAUCGUGUAAAUGUUUCCAUGCAACUCUUUAGAAAGACUAUGAAAUGACCACAGAUGGUUUGAGUCUGAAAGUUAUCGGCAGUUAUUUUUAUCCACUCUUUCAUAAAGCUACAACAAUGAAGUGCCAGACUUUGGGGGUUUUGUGCAUUCUGAACUUGAACUUUGACUCUUGAGGGUGAUGUUUUGACUCAUGGAGAUCAUGCUUAGAACUGCAACAUGUGUCUUCUGAAAAGGUUGGUUAUGCUUUGCUGCAAGUUUGUGUUCUGAUGGUUCAGAUGGUGUUUUGGAAGUUAAAAAUAAUUUGUUGGAGAUAUCGAUUGUCUUUGCAAAGGUUGAAAGACCGAAAACAAAUCAAAGUCUUGCUUUGAUGUUUUAGUGAUUUUCCCCUUUUAUGAAAUAUUCCAGCACAUACGUGGUUUUUCUAAUGCACCUUGAAAGCUGGUCUGGUCAUCUUGUUCCCCUGUCAUCUGUAGGGGACAUUGGCAACUUACUGGAUCAAAUUUUUCAUCUGAUUCUCCCCCAUUUUGAAGCCCAUGGCUGCUUUGGGAUCCACAUACUUCUGUGGAAGUCAUGCCAAUUUGUCAUUCCUGUAAGAAUUUGUAUUACCACCGUAUUUGUGUAUUUUAAAGUGUAAAUAAAUGAAUUACUUGUACUUGUGGUUGCAUUUUUAUUUUUUAUCAGUAAAUAAUUAGUGGGGCAAGUUGUUUUGUGCUGCUGUCAUAAAAUUAAAAUUCUGUGCAUAUGUGCAUAGGGUAUAGGCAAUUAAAUGUAGUUGGUUUUGCUUAUUCACCAUUAAGAUUUUAUUACUUUUGAAAACAUGUCCUGUUUUCUAGAAAGAACUGGGUUGUGUAGUUUAUGCCAGUAUCAGAGUUACUGACAUUGAUACCUCAGGCAGUAUAGUAACCCACUAUUCCUGUGUCACUGUGAAUUUCUCAUGAUAGCGUUCUCCAGUAGGCUUGGAGCUUCAUCUUUCUUUCCUCUAUGCUAAACCCACUAUCCUACUGACAUUUUUUGUUUCUAGCUACAAUCUACUAUCUAUUUUCUAUGCUCUUCUCAUGCAUCUGUAAUCAAUUUUUUGUCUCCUAUGCAUCCAAUACCAUAGUUGCACUGAAACAUCCAAAAUUGCUUUGUGUCAUCAUAGAUAAUACAAUGUGCUGUGUCUUGUUGCUCUGCUUAAGUCUGAGAAAAAUCAAGUACUUUAGCCACUCUACAUUAAUGGUUUCAGCUUACUUUAGCUUAACAUUUGUGUUAACGUGAUCAUUUAAGCAAGUUUAGAUUUAAACUCCACAGCAAGGGUAGAUAUUUAGGAGCAGGAUUGAUCACCUGGCUAGUUUACCUCACUGUUUCAGAUGAGCCGCUGCUUAAGGUGCAUAUACAGAAUGACACCAGCUGGACUGAACUGAAAAUACUGCACAAAUCCUGUGCUAAUAGGAUCUGGACUAUGUCUUACUGUCUUGUAGGAGUAAACAUUGUGGUCAUUUACAAUGUCCAGUACCCUUUUACUAGCGUAAUUUCAGGGCAAAUCAGUUCACUCAGUAAUUUAAUGCAUCAUUUUUAAUUGAAUUCCAAAUAAAGUGGGGGAUUGAGUCAUGUCAGCUUGAAGUAAAAAAAAACAACAAAAAAAACACCAUAACAUGAGUCAAGGUCCAGUGGAGAGGGAAGGAUAUUUAUUUUGUAAAAUAAUUCACAAAUUCUGUAUGGCUACAAGACUUAAAGGCACAACCAAAAACAGCUCAAGUGUCUUUAGAACGUAGUAAAAGAGGGUCCCUACUCAUACAGUGCUGGUGAAAAACAAAACAAGGUAGAGUUUAGACGGGUUUUACCCAUACCACCAUUUUCAUAAAUCUUGUAGUACUAUUUGGUUUUCC
Molecule: messenger RNA, 4461 nt
Organism: Sinocyclocheilus anshuiensis
Lineage: Eukaryota; Metazoa; Chordata; Actinopteri; Cypriniformes; Cyprinidae
Product: casein kinase I-like
Exons: 10
Coding region: 484-1713 (409 amino acids)
Biological process (GO): protein phosphorylation
Molecular function (GO): protein kinase activity; ATP binding
Source: RefSeq, a predicted model, not a curated record